CAGGCAUAAGAGGAGGACACACCUAGACUGACUCAAUCGAUUGUGAACUAGAGAGACACAGACAGAGAGAGAGGAGAGAAGGUCAAGCUGGAUUUUUGCCAUUCAUCAACCUUUGGAUGUGCAUCAAACUACUUUCACUUCGAAUUACAGAGAUGCUGUUUUAUUGUCUUAUAGGUCGUGGGCUUGUAGAAAAUGUUUGGAUACUUGAACAAACGUAUCCAGGACUAUCUGGCGGAGCGAAAAAGCCGCAGGACCAGACUAGUUACCAAAGAUGGCCGUUGCAACAUUGAAUACGGAAACAUCAGGUACAGCACACACUUAUCCUUCCUGGCGGACUUCUGGACCACCUUUGUGGAGAUCCGGUGGCGUUUUGUCCUCUUCCUCUUCAUCGCUUCCUUCACCCUCAGCUGGUUCAUUUUUGGCCUGCUGUGGUACUGGAUUUCCCGCAGUAAUGGAGACUUGACGUGGCAAAACCCCAAAGCAGGUCACACUCCAUGUGUUGAUAACGUUGUAGGACUCACCACAGCGUUCCUUUACUCCCUUGAGACCCAGACGACUAUUGGGUAUGGUGGCCGAGCGCUCACCCCUCUCUGCCCCGGCGCUGUGGCCCUUCUCAUCAUCCAGUCCCUCCUCGGAGCCAUCAUCAACUGCUUCAUGUGUGGAGUCAUCCUGUCCAAAAUCUCUUUACCCAAAAAGAGGGCAAAGACCAUCGCAUUCAGUGACAUGGCCGUCAUCAGCCCCAAAAAUGGUUCUCUUUCCCUGUCGAUCAGAGUGGCCAACCUGCGCAAGACCCUGAUGAUUGGCAGCCAGAUCUACGGCAAGUUGCUGAGGACAACAAACACGCCUGAUGGGGAGACAAUCAUCAUGGACCAGGUGAACAUUGACUUCAUGGUGGACUCCGGGAAGGACAACCUCUUCUUCGUGUGUCCUCUCACGCUCUACCACAUCAUCGACAAGAGUAGCCCCUUCUUCGAGAUGGCGGUGGACACGCUCUACAAUCAAGAGUUUGAGCUUGUCGUCUUCCUAGACGGCACCGCAGAGUCCACCAGCUCUGCCUGCCAAGUCCGGACCUCCUUUAUUCCUCAGGAGAUCAUGUGGGGCUACAACUUCUUGCCCAUCAUCUCCAGAAGCAAAGAGGGCAAGUACAGAGUCGAUUUCUCCAACUUCUCCAAAGUGGCGCCGGUGGCCACUGCACACUGUGCCUACUGCUUCCACAACAUCAAGGGUCAUCAUCACCACUCCAGAGCUGGACAUGAAAACCAGGGCUUUGAGGUGAUUGAUAUCAACGAUCCCCCCAAUGUCACCAAGAUGUGAGAUCAUGGAUACAUUGCAAUGAACAGUAGAAGCUGAGACUGUUAGAGGCUCAUACCUCUCAUUGACAAACUCCUCAAGUAGGACAAAGUGGUGCUGGAGGCGAUGGGGUUACUUAAUGCCUAACAGCACAUUGUGUAGCAUUUAAAUAUGAAGUAGAGAAAACCCACUCAUUUGUUCUUCUAUUGUGUUUAACACAGAUAAGAAAGCCGUCUGUGGGUCACGACCCUUAUUGUGAACUAUUUGUAUGUAAAACCACACCUGCCACUGUCUGCUGACAAAACAAAACCUGUUUUCUAAAGGGAGAGGUCAUGCAAGAUGGUGAGGCUACAAUUCAACAACAGAAACAGACCCAAUUACUCACACAUGGAUUAUACAUAUGUGCUCUUGCUUUUAAUGAAGAUUUGUGGUUCUAAUUUACCUCUGGCCUCGCACAUUGGGUUUACCGAGUAUAGAGAGGCAGAAAAACAAAGCAAAUGUAUUAUCUUGUGUAUAAAUUGUACAAUUACUUGAAGGACCAGCAUUGAGGGCCAUGCUUUUGUCAUGGGUGAGAAAAAGUGUUUCAUUCAAUUAUUCAUGCUACUGUAGGCUGCUGUACACAACGAGACACUUGGACUUGAACCAUUAGAGUAUGCUUAACUAUUCAGACACUGAGGCACUAGCAAAGGGUUGGGCUCAGGGGCCACUCUUUUCAAACAGUGGCUGAUGGAGUUGUGGUUUUCUUCUCGAGUGAAGACAUUGUGAGAGAACAAAGCUUUCAGGAAACACUUAAAAUAUGCCUGCAUGCAGCACUGACUAGUAUGAAAACAAAUUGUCUUUGUUAAAUCUUUUUUUGUAUUUGAUCUCAGGGGGAAAAAUACACUGAAAUAAAGGCUAUUUUUGCAUUA
Sebastes umbrosus (honeycomb rockfish) is the source of this 2198-nucleotide messenger RNA. It is a transcript of the gene kcnj1a.1, whose product is annotated as potassium inwardly rectifying channel subfamily J member 1a, tandem duplicate 1. Lineage: Eukaryota; Metazoa; Chordata; Actinopteri; Perciformes; Sebastidae. Gene Ontology annotation, molecular function: ATP-activated inward rectifier potassium channel activity. Gene Ontology annotation, biological process: potassium ion import across plasma membrane; regulation of monoatomic ion transmembrane transport. The record is from RefSeq and is a predicted model, not a curated record. The transcript is spliced from 2 exons. Gene Ontology annotation, cellular component: plasma membrane. Bases 193 to 1314 code for a protein of 373 amino acids.